AUGUCCAAAAUUAUUGUAUUAGAUAUUGAGGCAGUGGCUUUGCACUAUUAUACAGUAUACAAUGUUUUAUGCUCCACAGGAAAAGUCAGAAGAAAUGACAUUGUUUUUGAGAAUGAGGCUGCAGUUGAUAUUCAACCAGAACCAAGAAGCUCAAGUUUGCCAAAGACGGUUACUUUUCAUAGAGAGCAUCAGGAGGAGGAUGUGGAAAACAAAGGCAGUAGAAACCAUAACGAAGUAACGGUGGAGAUUCACCCACAGAAAAAUACACAGAGGUUGCCUGCAAGACUUUCCUUUGGUAAAGGAAAAGAAGUCAGAAAGAAUGACAUUGUGUAUGAGAACAAGGGGUUUGUUGAUGCUGACAAUAAAACUAGUCAGAAAACUGAAUUUGCUUACCCGUGGGACAAGUCCAGCCUCAAGUCAAUGCACAUAGAUUUGGGUAAACUGAAAAGCCUUGACACAUAUUCAAGUAAGGUGAGACACCGGGACACUGUGGAGGCCCUGGUGCAGGAGCUGAUGAAAGGAAUUAGUGGUGACCUAGAGAAACUGAGAGCUAUCUGGAUGUGGGUCACGCACCACAUCGAGUACGAUGUGGAAGGACUGCGUGUUCCCAGCCUCAGAAGGAGCGGCGCUGCUGAUGUAUUAAGGUCAGGGAAGGCGGUGUGUGCAGGCUAUGCUGGCCUGUUUCAGGAAAUGUGCAGAGUUGCAGGCAUUGAGUGUGAGACGGUGUCUGGGUACUCCAAGGGUGCGGGAUACAAGCUGGGUAAACGCUUCAACGGAGACACGAACCACGCAUGGAACGCCGUCCGACUGGGAGGGAGGUGGCACCUGCUGGACAGUACCUGGGGAGCUGGGAACUGCAGUGAAAAAUUCAGAUUUGAUUACAAUGAGUUCUACUUCUUGACUCAUCCUGCGCUCUUUGUGGGAGAUCACUUCCCAGAAGAUGCCAAAUGGCAGCUGCUGACACCUCGGGUUUCCCUAAAGCAGUACGAGAACAUGGACCAUAAGAAGAGCUCAUUUUAUAAUUUAGGCCUCCUUUCUUCACACCCAGAACAAUGUCUUAUACAAUCAGAUGGAAAGACAACAAUCACAGUUCAGAGUUCAUCACCUGUUCUCUUCUCACACAAUUUGAAUGGGAAAAAGAACUGCGGGAUAAUGACACUCAGGCCAUAUGGAAUGAAUCUGGAUGUCUACCCCGAAAGCACUGGACUGCACACCCUAGAAAUCUUUGCGAAGGCAGGCGACUCUGGAGAAAAGGAGUCGUACACCCUGGUGUGUAGAUACCAGCUGCAGUGCAGGGCCGUCUCCAGGGAGAUGAGGCCCCCGGCGGAUCUGGUUAACCCCGUGGGACCCAGCUGGCUGUCGGAGAGGAAGGGGCUCCGCGAGGCCUCGCAGCCGGAUCCCGUGGUCCACUCCGCGGACGGCCGCUGCUCGUUCAGCUUCCGCACGGCGGCCCGCCUCGACCUCAUGGGCAAGCUGUCCGCCGCCGCCUUCUCCAUGACAGACGACCAGCAGAGGAGGCACGUCUUCCUGUCCAAGCGAGGCGAUUGGACGGACUUCAAAGUGCAGGUCCCGAGGGCGGGGCUGUACGUGUUCUCCGUGUACGCCAAGGACAAGGCGGAGACGGGGGGUUACGGCCGUGCCUGCAGUUACAUCAUUUCCUGCACCGACCCUCAAGGAUGAUGCUCGUACCCUCU
This is a messenger RNA of Anguilla rostrata (American eel), 1694 nucleotides long. It is a transcript of the gene ky, whose product is annotated as kyphoscoliosis peptidase. Lineage: Eukaryota; Metazoa; Chordata; Actinopteri; Anguilliformes; Anguillidae. Gene Ontology annotation, cellular component: cytoplasm. The coding region runs from base 1 to 1680 and encodes 559 amino acids. The transcript is spliced from 13 exons. The record is from RefSeq and is a predicted model, not a curated record. Gene Ontology annotation, biological process: muscle organ development; neuromuscular junction development.